Messenger RNA from Durusdinium trenchii, 593 nucleotides. The record is from the annotation of a GenBank genome assembly. NCBI's taxonomy places the organism in Eukaryota, Dinophyceae, Suessiales, Symbiodiniaceae.
GAGCAUGCCUUGGCUGAGCACAUUUUUUGGUGCAAUGUGGUGGACAAGGAAGUCUCCCACCUUCAGAAGACGGCGACGGCGGCACGAUCCGACGUUCCCCAGGCGGGAGGCAGCCGAAGAUUCAGCUCGCCCAGGGGGCAGAAGACCCAUGGGAGGCGAGAAAGGCGGACCUCUGGGUCCUUGCCGAGGAUCUCUGUCCGGGACUUGAACGCGAAGGGUUGGCCCUCCUUGAAUCCGAUGCCCUUGAGGUCCACGAGCUCGGCUCUCCGACCGAGCCCGCCCCCGCCAUCCUCCAGCUCGGCGUCGGCGACGCCAGCGUCGGCGUUGCUGCGAUGCAUGUCGGAGCCCAUGCUGAAGACACAAGGUGAGGCGAAGCCGCUGCCAACCAUCGCGACAGCGGCGAGGCCUCGAGGGCUUCGACAAGCAUGGAAGGAAAAACUAGAGAGUACAGAGGGGCAGGCCAGUGUGCAAAGGCAAGCAGUGGCUGGUCUGUCUCAGUAGACGCCCGUGUGCUUGUGUGUCCAGGAGCGUAGAAGUCCAUGUCGAACUAUCUUCUAUGCAGAUAGACAUUCGCUUUGAGAUACUUUAACCAU